This is a messenger RNA of Puntigrus tetrazona (Sumatra barb), 1182 nucleotides long. RefSeq lists its product as uncharacterized. Gene Ontology annotation, cellular component: membrane. NCBI's taxonomy places the organism in Eukaryota, Metazoa, Chordata, Actinopteri, Cypriniformes, Cyprinidae. Gene Ontology annotation, biological process: adaptive immune response. Gene Ontology annotation, molecular function: signaling receptor activity. The record is from RefSeq and is a predicted model, not a curated record. The coding region runs from base 161 to 781 and encodes 206 amino acids. The transcript has 4 exons.
AAGUGUUCACUCAGUUGAGGUUUGCUGACUGAGAUCUCAGUGAUGUCAGAAGUUGUGGGCUGGACCUCAUAUAUAUGUGUGUAUAUAUAUAUACACGCUUGUGCAGUGGAGUAAGAAGUUGUUUUGUUUCCUGUCUUAGACUACACUGAAGGCAAUAACAAUGACUUCUCUGCAGAGCAUCAUCUUGUUGGUUGUUCUUUGUCUCAGCGACCUUGUUGCAAGUGCAGAUGAGAUCAAAUAUCAAGGUGACAAUAUCACUAUUAAGUGUCCUGCGCCUCCGGAAGGAGCUCUGGGUGUAAAUCUCUACAGCAGACGGGAGAUCAGCCGCAGAGUCAUGUACUUCUUUUUGAAAAACAAGAAAUUAACUAUCCAUCUAGACUUUGAAAAACGUGUUGAAGUGAAAUAUGACAAGACCCUGACAAUAAACAUCAUGAACCUGAAGUCCACAGACACUGGGGCUUUCUGGUGCACAUGCAACAAUCUGUUUGAUUCAUGUACAAUGGGUGACUCGGGUGUUUUUCUUUUAGUGCGCGAUCCACCGAUCAGUCUCGCCUCUUCAACAAGCGCUAGCUCAAAGUCGGGUGGCAUGAAUGACUUGCUGAUCCCAGUGACGGCUCUCACAGUUGGCAGCGUGUUCUUACUGUUACUCCUUGUGGUUGGAUUGUGGCUGGUACCCAAGGUGAGGAAACUAAUCAGAAACAAAGAACAGGAAGUAGAAGAAGAGGAGAAAAGGUGUAACAAUGGAGUGUACGAGGUCAUGACUGUUCCGCGAAGGAUGUAGUGUAUAUGAGACUUAUCAUUAUUCUAACUGUGUGUGUGUGUGUGUAUGAACAAAAAUAUGUUUUUGUACUGUUUUGCAUGUUGCUCAUUCAAUUCUUUCACACCUACUUUAGUUCAGUCUGACUGAGGUUGAUUUUCCGACCUAUUUUUAUUGAAAUUUGGCACCAAGUAAAUCUUUUUAAAUGUCUGACUUUGUUUCAGUAGAAAUUUCAGCUCUCUUCUGUUUUUUUCUAAAUAGAGUUAUAGAGUUGUGUAUUUAUAUUUAAAUUCUUGAGCAUUAAUCAUAAUUGUUUUGACUGUGGAUACUGUGCUUUUGAUUCUCUGUACUGUGUUGGAAUUUGUGUAUUACAUCUUUUGAUGGAAGAAUUUUUGUAUUAUAAAUGUAAAGGUUACCUUUAAACA